AUCACUGAAGUUUUGUAUGCAGUAAUAUGCUUAAUUUAUAAUUUUAUGAAGAAACUUUGGAUUUUAACUUGAAGUUUAAUAUUUGAGUUUUGAAAAUUUAAUUUAAUUUUAUUUCAGAUUUAGAUCUAACAUAGAGGGAUCAAACAUUUCUAUUGAAGGUUGAGAAAUUAGCGGCAGAAAAGAAGAUUAAUGGGAGAAAAGUGAAUUUUGAUACAUGCAUGUGUUCAUUUAUUCAAAAUAUUUCUGAGAAAGCAUUCUGACUUGCCAUCAGACGGACACAAGUUAUAUAGAUGACAUACCUAAGUUUGCAAAUAUUAGUAGUACUGCUUAUUGUGCCUCGUAUACUCGUGUCUCCUCUAUGAAGGACCCUUGUACCAAAAAUUUGGAGUUUGUUAGAGCACCUCUGCUGAGCUCAUACACAGGAUCAACAGUUAAAGAAAUCGCCAAAGCUUAUGCACCUGAUAUUCACACUGUUAGAGUAGAUAAUAACUCUGAAGCUGUAGAAAUGACUCAAGCAAAGGAAUCAUCAAAAGGUCUUAAACGCCUCUUGAGAUUUGGAAAGAAGAACCACAACUCUGCAGGAGCAGAAUCAAAUGGUGCAAGCAUGAAUAACAUCAAGCAGGAUGAUAACGCCACAAAUGCUUUCAUGCCUAGUGACGGUAAUAGUAAAAAGGUAAUAUGGGCAAGUCAUUCAAGUCAUCAAAAGGCCAAAUGUGAAGGAAAAGAGGCAUCCAUUUUGUAUCUGCUUUGGAACUGCUAGCCAUCUGCUCUCUAUCCGCUUUGGAUCCGCUCAAGCAAAUCAAUAACAAGAUGAUAGUUUUGUAAUUUCCAUUAAAUGUAGAGUUGGGGUUUAAAAAGAGGCUUUUAGCUCAUUUUUCAAGACCUCUUUUAGCUCAUUUUUCAAGACCUAGUUUUUAGGUUCCCAAAUAGCCUUCAUCUUUUGAAC
This is a messenger RNA of Capsicum annuum, 946 nucleotides long. RefSeq lists its product as uncharacterized. The transcript is spliced from 4 exons. The record is from RefSeq and is a predicted model, not a curated record. NCBI's taxonomy places the organism in Eukaryota, Viridiplantae, Streptophyta, Magnoliopsida, Solanales, Solanaceae. The coding region runs from base 359 to 760 and encodes 133 amino acids.